Messenger RNA from Oncorhynchus kisutch (coho salmon), 2482 nucleotides. RefSeq names its product mitotic arrest deficient 2 like 2 (gene mad2l2). Bases 8 to 793 code for a protein of 261 amino acids. The record is from RefSeq and is a predicted model, not a curated record. The transcript has 9 exons. NCBI's taxonomy places the organism in Eukaryota, Metazoa, Chordata, Actinopteri, Salmoniformes, Salmonidae. Gene Ontology annotation, cellular component: zeta DNA polymerase complex.
UGCCAAGAUGGGGGAACGGAGGUUUCAACACAGCGCACACAAUACGUCAACUAGUGUGUUUUCAAGAUAUCAGUGUGCGCCAUACAAACGUCAUAACCAAGCGACGACAAGAAGCAGUGGAUGUAAACAAAUAUACAGACGUUGCAGCCACCAGAAAAUGACAACGCUAACAAGACAAGACCUCAAUUUUGGACAAGUGGUGGCUGACAUCUUGUGUGAGUUUUUGGAAGUGGCUAUUCAUCUCAUCCUCUAUGUACGAGAGGUGUACCCAUCUGGAAUAUUCCAGAAGAGAAAGAAAUACAAUGUACCUGUACAGAUGUCAUGCCACCCAGAGCUGAACCAAUACAUCCAUGAUACUCUUCACUGUGUAAAACCCCUCAUUGAGAAGAAUGAUGCAGAGAAAGUGGUUGUGGUCAUCAUGGACAAAGAGCAUCAUCCAGUUGAGAGAUUUGUCUUUGAGAUUUCACAGCCUCCUCUUUUAUCCAUCAGCUCUGAUACAUUGCUGUCACACGUGGAACAGUUACUGAGGGCGGUUAUCCUGAAGAUCAGUGUAUGUGAUGCAGUUCUGGAAAACAACCCACCGGGAUGUACGUUUACAGUGCUGGUCCACACCAGGGAGGCUGCCACCCGCAACAUGGAGAAGGUUCAGGUCAUCAAGGAUUUUCCAUGGAUAGUUGCAGAUGAGCAGGAAGUACACAUGCAGGAGCCCAGACUCAUACCCCUGAAGACCAUGACAUCAGACAUUGUGAAAAUGCAACUGUAUGUGGAGGAGAGGGCACAAAAGGCUUCAUAGAUCAAGCUCGACUAAAAAAGAUGGCAAUCUCCGCACUGCAGCUGCCACAAUAAUCAACUAGUUGAGGUGUGCAUUUGGGAAAGUGGGGAUCUCUGGAUCUUCAUUCUAAUGCUUGAACUGUGAAAACUUUGAGAAAAAUACUGUUUUUCUUUGUCAUAGUUUGACUUGGCGAGAGGGGAUAUGCAGAGUCAGUUAUCGGUUCAGCACUGUAUCAUUGCUCAUCACAAUGAAAAUAAUUUAGUAUGUACAUAGUUAUUACAGCAAAGCCUAAGGGGAAUGAUCUGUGGUAUAGUGGGCACUUUUGUUCCCAUUCUAUUUGUUUCCAGUUGGUGUAUAAAGCAAUGUUUAAAUGUACCAUAGGCUGCGUUUACACAAGCAGCCCAAUACUGAUAUCUUUUCCCCUAAUUGGUCUUGACCAAUCACAUCUCUUGACAGAUCUUUUUUCAGAGCUGAUCUGGUUAAACAAAAGAGCAAUUAGUGACAAAAAGAUCUGCAUUUGGCUGCCUGUCUAAAUGCAGCCCUUUUGUGUUGUAUGAAGCUAUGUUUACACUAUGAUGUUAAUUAUUGUGUUCACUAAAACAUGUUUUUUGGGGAAGUCUCAGGUGGAUACGGUCUACCUGGUUAAAGUUCUAGACCAGGGCUCUCUAACCCUGUUCCUGGACGGCAGCUCUCGAUGAACAGAGUUGGAUAGCCCUGAUUCUAGACAGUCGAUAACAGGGAUGACCAAACAGGUUGCAUGGUUUGAUAUUGUAAGUGUUGAACAUUGACAUUGGUCCAUAAGAAAGUACUCAACCCAAACUGCAAAAAUGCUUUGUGAAUAAAUGUGGAUUUAGCAUUUUUGAUUUUAAUAUUUGAUUUUUGUUUUUUCAUAAUGCAUUCUACUUUGGAAAAUAAAGUGUUUUAGUAGACUGUAAUACUUUUUUUGUCAAGUUAUGUUCCAUUCCACUGUAAUGCACCUUACCAAAAAAGUUCCUUAAAUCUCGGAUACUGAUUAGAAUUGCUUAACACAAGGAGGGUUUGUAAAUCUAAUGGACGGACUGAGUACAAUGCAAAUAACAUUUGACCUGACAGAAGUGAACUUGCUCUGUUUAUUAUUUGAUGGGGAAUACAGGUAGGGGUAUCUACAAUAACAUUUGACCUGACAGAAGUGAACUUGCUCUGUUUAUUAUUUGAUGGGGAAUACAGGUAGGGGUAUCUACAAUAACAUUUGACCUGACAGAAGUGAACUUGCUCUGUUUAUUAUUUGAUGGGGAAUACAGGUAGGGGUAUCUACAAUAACAUUUGACCUGACAGAAGUGAACUUGCUCUGUUUAUUAUUUGAUGGGGAAUACAGGUAGGGGUAUCUACAAUAACAUUUGACCUGACAGAAGUGAACUUGCUCUGUUUAUUAUUUGAUGGGGAAUACAGGUAGGGGUAUCUACAAUACCAUUGAGGGUUGUAUAUCAAACACGCCUUCUUCCAAUCAUUUUAUUGUUCUUUGGUUUUACUGUUUUAUUGUAUUAGCUUUUCAUCCUGUUCAUUUAAAAUGAAUGUUAAUUCCUAUAUUCAUGUGUCUAUAUUUUGUCUACUUUAUGUAGUGUGUUACAAUAUUAAAUGCACUGUAGCAUUAUUUUGAUUAGUGACUGCAAAAAGACUGCUAAUGAUUAGGGAAUGGUUUAUAAGGACCUAUAUUAAACAUCUUAUAAAUGA